Messenger RNA from Glycine soja, 3276 nucleotides. Its product is annotated as receptor-like protein CLAVATA2. The coding region runs from base 286 to 2439 and encodes 717 amino acids. The transcript has a single exon. Lineage: Eukaryota; Viridiplantae; Streptophyta; Magnoliopsida; Fabales; Fabaceae. The record is from RefSeq and is a predicted model, not a curated record. Gene Ontology annotation, molecular function: protein binding.
UUAUGUAGUAUAGAGAGAAAGCGAGGGAAGGCAAAGCAAGCACAACAGAACAAAGCCACUUUAUUUUUUUGAUCUAACCUAAACCAUCCUUUCCCCCUGUUGCACUCUCACUUUAUCAACGUGACACAAGCAACUUAUGACCAAUGUGUAAGAUGUUGUUCCUCUUUCCCUUCUCUUCUGUCCAUUUCAUCAAGUUUCCAUUCUAAUCUCCAAAUCUUUGCCACCCCAGUUCCUCUUUUGCUUCAAACUUCUCUUCCCCUCCCUAAAAAUUGCACCUUUACUCUCAUGGUGAUGGGACACACCACACCCCUCACACUCCUCUGUAUGAUUCUUCUUUUUGCAACCCCUUCUCUCUCAAUUGAUGUUCACCCACAAGACAGAAUCUCACUCUCACUGUUCAGGUCAUCUCUGCCAAACCCCAACCAGAGUUUGCCCAGCUGGGUAGGCUCCAACUGCACUUCAUGGAGUGGAAUCACCUGCGACAGCAGAACUGGGAGAGUGCUUUCCAUCAACCUAACUAGCAUGAACCUUUCAGGCAAAAUCCACCCCAGUUUGUGCCACCUUUCAUACCUCAACAAGUUGGGGUUGUCACACAACAACUUCACAGCCCCACUUCCUGAGUGUUUUGGAAACUUGCUUAACCUAAGAGCCAUUGAUCUCAGCCACAACAGGUUUCAUGGUGGAAUACCAGACUCUUUCAUGAGGCUCAGGCACCUCACUGAGCUUGUUUUCAGUGGGAACCCUGGUUUGGGGGGUCCACUUCCUGCUUGGAUUGGUAACUUCUCUGCAAAUCUGGAAAAGCUACAUCUUGGUUUCUGUUCAUUCAGUGGUGGCAUACCUGAGAGCUUGCUUUACAUGAAGUCCCUCAAGUAUUUGGACCUUGAGAACAAUCUCUUGUUUGGUAAUUUGGUUGAUUUUCAACAGCCUUUGGUUUUGCUCAAUCUUGCUUCCAAUCAGUUUGCUGGUACUUUGCCUUGCUUUGCAGCUUCAGUUCAGUCUCUAACUGUGUUGAAUUUGUCCAACAAUUCUAUUGCGGGGGGAUUGCCUGCUUGUAUUGCUUCUUUUCAAGCUUUGACUCAUUUGAACCUUUCAGGGAACCAUUUGAAGUAUAGAAUAUAUCCUAGGCUUGUGUUCUCAGAGAAACUUCUUGUUUUGGACUUGAGUAAUAAUGCUUUAUCUGGUCCUAUUCCCAGUAAAAUUGCUGAGACUACUGACAAACUUGGCCUUGUUCUUCUUGACCUUUCUCACAAUCAGUUCUCUGGUGAAAUACCUGUGAAAAUUACUGAGUUGAAAAGCUUGCAGGCCUUGUUUCUCUCUCACAAUCUUCUCUCAGGAGAAAUUCCUGCUAGAAUUGGAAAUUUGACUUAUCUGCAGGUCAUUGAUCUCUCACACAACUCUUUGUCUGGAACCAUUCCAUUCAGUAUUGUUGGGUGCUUUCAGCUGUAUGCUCUGAUACUUAACAACAACAAUCUUUCUGGUGUAAUUCAACCGGAGUUUGAUGCGUUGGAUAUCUUGAGGAUACUGGAUAUAAGCAACAACAGGUUUUCCGGGGCUAUCCCACUCACUUUGGCUGGAUGCAAAUCUUUGGAGAUUGUAGACUUUAGUUCCAAUGAGCUUUCUGGAUCGUUGAAUGAUGCAAUAACCAAAUGGACAAACCUCAGGUAUUUGUCUCUUGCUCAGAACAAGUUCAGUGAAAAUCUGCCUAGUUGGUUGUUCACAUUUAACGCAAUAGAAAUGAUGGAUUUCUCGCAUAACAAGUUUACUGGCUUCAUACCUGAUAUUAAUUUUAAGGGUAGCUUAAUAUUUAACACUAGGAAUGUCACUGUUAACGAGCCAUUGGUUGCAGCAAGAAAGGUUCAACUCAGAGUUUCGGCGGUUGUUUCUGAUAGCAAUCAACUCAGUUUCACUUAUGAUCUUUCCUCAAUGGUUGGAAUUGAUCUAUCCAGCAACUCGCUUCAUGGGGAAAUUCCAAGGGGCUUAUUUGGUCUAUCUGGCCUAGAAUAUCUGAAUUUGUCAUGCAACUUUCUUUACGGACAGCUUCCGGGGUUGCAGAAAAUGCAGAGUUUGAAAGCCUUGGAUUUGUCACAUAAUUCCUUGUCAGGACAUAUCCCAGGAAACAUCUCUAUCCUUCAAGAUCUGUCUAUUUUGAAUCUUUCCUACAACUGCUUUUCUGGAUGUGUUCCCCAGAAGCAAGGGUAUGGGAGAUUUCCUGGUGCAUUUGCUGGAAAUCCAGAUCUGUGCAUGGAAUCUUCCAGUGGAUUAUGUGAUGAUGGAAGGACUCAAUCUGCGCAAGGAAGUACUUUUAGGGAAGAUAGGAUGGAUGACCCAAUUUCUGUGGGGAUUUUCUUUAUCAGUGCAUUUGUUAGUUUUGAUUUUGGUGUUGUGGUUCUCUUCUGUUCCGCACGGGCAAGAAAUUACAUUCUCCAAACAAAAGUUUGAUUUGAUGCUUGUGACACAUACAAAUCUCCUGUAAAUUCCAUUUUGUAAUGUGGUACCUGUCUUCUCAGUUUCAAGUAAACAUACACUUACGUGACUGGGAAUACUAUCUGGCCAUCAGCUUCACAAGUGUUUUCUCGUGAUUACUGAACAAGUGUCUCGGAAUUGCAGGAUCAAAAUGCCAUGAUAUGAGUAACACAAGGUUUAAAGAACACUCAUAACGCUGGCUUUAACUAUCUGAGUGAAGACUAGUCCUGCAUCAUUCAGCCAAGAAAAAAAUGGAUGGUUAUGAUGAAAAUUUGAUCCAAGUAAAGACGAGUCCCUCAUCAUUCUGAUGGUUGUUCUCUUUUGCUGGAACUUGGUUGCAUCAAGUUUAUUAUGCAUCAUCACAUGCAUUAUUCAUAAUCAGGUGGGUGAAGGGUCAGCAAGGAACAUGCCUGAUUGAUAUCUGGUCUAGUUAUGGUGAAAUUUUGAUCUUGGGACAUCAAAUUGCAGAUUUGCAAGCAUGUUUACGUGAAGAGAACUUGUAUCAUUCUAGAUUAACCCAGCUCUUUCUUGAGGUGGGGAACCAAGUUUUCCCUGUAAGUGUUUUACCUUAAGAAUGUGAGUUGAUGAGUAGUGGGGAGUGGUAAGUGCAGACAAAAUGAAUGGAGUAGUUCUCAUAAAUCUAAGAUUUGUAUUUGUAUUACUGUCUUCAUGCCUUCAUCUUAGUGCUGUGAUUUUAAAUGAAAUUCUCACGAAAUCUUUUCAUUGAGAACAGAAAAGAGGUAAUUGAGCACCUUAGCUUUGUUAUCAAAUGCCAAGCAUGCUCAACAAAAAUUAGAAAAAUUAUCUAGUUUA